CUCAGCGUACUAGUCAAAACCAGAUUCCUUCGUCGGCUUUUCGCUUUUUGUUUCGCAGUACGCGCUCCCACUUUUCCCCUCCCUCUCUGCCUUCAUUGUCCCCCUCCGCCGCGAGCUUCCAGAAACAAACCACGGAAAGGGGAAGGAGGAAGAGGAAGCAAAGCUCUGGAUCGAUCGAUCUCCGCCCUCGGCAUGGCGCGCGUCCUCCCUCUCGACAUUGAGCCCGGGGAGACAGCCACCAGAGCUGGUGAGACGGUCGCAAGCGUGCCAAGCUCUUCAGCUGUGGCAUCAAACAUAAAGGACGACGAAUAUGCGAGGCUGGUGACACCAGCUCAACAUGCAACAGCUGACAACAACACAGAAAUUCCUGAGCAACCAAAGUCAAGACACUUCAUUUGGUGGAUGAAAGUUCUGCUUGGCUGCUUCCUUCUUAUAUUAGCAUCUUAUAUCUUCGUGAAAUUUGGAGUCCCCUUUGCCUUUCAGAAGGUGAGGCGCUGAUACUUUCUGUGCAAAAGGAAAUCUCUUGGGAGGGUAAUUUUAGGCAUAUGCCACUGGGACGUCAAUAGACUUUCAUUCUUCUAGUUACCUUUCACUGAAUUUCACAAAAUGCCUUUCAAAACCAACUGAUGUUGGCUUGUUGGUUGGCUCUUCAGUAGUAAUUGCCAUUUUGGGCUGCGAUCUUUUGCUUAGUCAGUAUUGGUCAAUUUUAUUUUCUUACUAUAAUCAGGAACUUUCAGGUGGCAUG
Triticum urartu is the source of this 745-nucleotide messenger RNA. Lineage: Eukaryota; Viridiplantae; Streptophyta; Magnoliopsida; Poales; Poaceae. The record is from RefSeq and is a predicted model, not a curated record.